AUGGAUGAUGGUGUUGAUAUACUAAUGAUGGCCUCUACGACCACCAUGAAAUCAUUCGUCUCCAAGACGUCCUCUUCCUCCGCGUUGAGAAACACGAAGAAGUCUUCUUCUUCUAAGCGAGUCUUUAGCGUUCGGGCGAAAGCGGGUCAAUCGGAAAUGGGCACGCCGUUUUCCACCUGGGUGCUCCAACAAGAGAUGAAGGAUAACAUCGACAACGAACACGCCAUCGUGUUGCAAUCCAUCUCGGUCGCGUGUAAGCAAAUCGCCUCUCUCGUGCAAAGAGCCGGGUUGGCCGGCAUGACUGGUCUCGCCGGCGAGCAAAACGUGCAAGGCGAAGACCAAAAGAAGUUGGACGUUAUCUCCAACGACGUCUUUUGCGACACGUUGAGAUUGUCCGGGAGAACUGGCGUCAUCGCUUCGGAGGAAGAAGACGUGCCGGUUGCGGUUGAAGAAACGUACGGCGGGAACUACGUGUGCGUUUUUGACCCGUUAGAUGGGUCUUCGAACAUUGAUGCCGCCGUUUCCACGGGGUCCAUCUGGGGUAUCUACGCCGGCGACUCGCAGUGCGUUCCGGAUUUCAGCUCCGAAUCGCCGGCGGAAGUCGAAGCGAAGUGCGUCCAAAACGUCUGCCAACCGGGCGAGAACUUGGUUUCCGCCGGGUAUUGCAUGUACUCCUCAUCUACCAUCUUGGUCAUCUCCGUCGGGGAUGGGGUCUUCGGUUUCACCUUGGACUCCGCCGUCGGUGAGUUCAUCAUGACGCACGAAAGAAUCCAAAUCCCGAAAUCCGGGAAGAUUUACUCCUUCAACGAAGGUAACUACGACAUGUGGACGCCGGGAUUAAAGCAAUACAUGGACUCGUUGAAGACGGGCGGUAAGGAAACCGGAACGAAGCCGUACUCUGCCAGAUACAUUGGCUCUUUGGUUGGCGACUUCCACCGAACGAUGUUGUACGGCGGCAUCUACGGCUACCCGGGGGAUGCCAAGAACCCGACCGGUAAGUUGCGCUUGUUGUACGAGUGCGCGCCGAUGAGUUUCUUGGCUGAGCAAGCCGGCGGGGCGGGAUCCGACGGUACUGGGAGAGUGUUAAAGAUCAACCCGGAGAAGGUGCACCAACGCGUGCCGUUCUUCACGGGCUCGGUCGAAGAAGUCGCGUACUUGGAAUCGUUCAUGAAGUAA
Molecule: messenger RNA, 1176 nt
Organism: Bathycoccus prasinos
Lineage: Eukaryota; Viridiplantae; Chlorophyta; Mamiellophyceae; Mamiellales; Bathycoccaceae
Product: fructose-1,6-bisphosphatase
Exons: 2
Coding region: 1-1176 (391 amino acids)
Biological process (GO): fructose 6-phosphate metabolic process; gluconeogenesis; fructose metabolic process
Cellular component (GO): cytosol; cytoplasm
Molecular function (GO): fructose 1,6-bisphosphate 1-phosphatase activity
Source: RefSeq, a predicted model, not a curated record